AUGUUUGCUCACGAACCAGCUCCCAUAGCUAGACAUUCCCUUAAGUUUGGAAUACACGUCCCACCUGCACAGCAAGAAACCUUUCAGAAUAUCAGCCCAAUAAAAGCUUUGAUCCCCUUCCAAAAUAAAUGGGUGAUAAAAGGUUGUGUAAUAAACAAGAGGAAAAUGCAUCAGUAUAAUACACCAAAAUCCUCUGGACAAGUCUUUAACUUUGACAUGAUAGAUGCUGAAGGUACUAAAGUUAGAAUAACGUGUUUUGGUGAUAUAGCUGAGAUGCAUUACCAUAGGGUUGAACCAGGAGCAUAUUAUUAUCUGUCAAAAGGUUCCAUUAAGGAAGCCAACACAAAAUGGAAUAAACUUAACAGUCAUCUUGAGAUUACUUUGGACCACAAUUCAACAUUAAAGCAUUGUGAUCCACCUGUUGAUGGCAAAGGUAGUGCUUAUCGAUUCACACCAAUAAAUGAACUUACAAACUUCAGCAACAACACUUUAGUCGAUGUCAUUGGUGUUGUCGUUGAUGUUAAAGAUGAUUCACUAAUAUGUAGAAAAGAUGGAACCAAGGUGAACAAAAGGGUUAUCAAAAUAAAUGAUAUGUCAACUUUUUCUAUUGAUGUUAAUUUAUGGGUGGUUGCUUGGGCACAAUUAGGUGAAGAUCUCAAGAAUAUGCAUGUCACUCAAACAAUUGUCGUCCUUGAGGUUGCUAAUGCUCAUGUUGGUUAUUUCAAUGGAAAAGUGAUCAACACAACCACAACAACCACUCUAAAAAUAAAUCCCCCUACACCAAAGGCAGCUGCACUUAUCUCAAGAGGGAACAUUCCUACUAGCCUUUUGCCCCUCUCUUGUAUUGCUGGUCAACUAAACUCCCAAUACACAAGGAUGACAAUCGCAUCUAUCUUGGAACAAAUGGUUGUCCUCUCUCAAACAGUUGAAACCACUAUUAGAGCUAUUGUGAGAAUCAUCAAAACUGAUUCCUUUUUCUAUCCAGCCUGCCCUUUGCAAUUUAACAACAAAGAGUGUUAA
This is a messenger RNA of Cryptomeria japonica (Japanese cedar), 1020 nucleotides long. RefSeq names its product replication protein A 70 kDa DNA-binding subunit A-like. The coding region runs from base 1 to 1020 and encodes 339 amino acids. The transcript has a single exon. The record is from RefSeq and is a predicted model, not a curated record. Lineage: Eukaryota; Viridiplantae; Streptophyta; Pinopsida; Cupressales; Cupressaceae.